UCAUACAGCAGAAAUGCAUAUAUUAAAUAAACUGUCAGAGGUCGAAUUGACAGGUUCUGCUGUUUGUCUUAAACGUAAAGCAUCGCUGAAUUUCUGCAUUAUGGGCCUCAACGAUCUUAUGUUCUGGUAUCAGAAAAAAAUUGGAACUUAUGAUAAACAGCAGUGGGAGAAAACCUUGGAGCAGCGAUUCAUAAACCAUUUUAUAUGGAUUCCUGUCGCCAGAGCAAACUUCAAGACGAACUUGAUAGAUGUUGAUCUAGUGAGAGGGUCGUCGUUUCCCAAAGCAAAACCCGAACACGGAUUAUGCACUGUUGCUUAUCUGGCUGUCCAAAGGCUCCUGUUCCUCCCAUUGCACAAAUCUUGGUGGGUGCAGCAGACCAGUCCACGAAUAUUUUUACUCUUCUUACUCCUUUACUGCCUGCAAAUAUUUAACAUCGGCGUCUACUACUACUACUACUCAGUGAAGGACAGCAGCGAGCCUGAAAUUGUAUCAGCCUUUGAAGUCCUGAUUCCAGCCGGUAUGAUGCUGAUACUGUGCAUGGUGCACUCUCAGAUUGUUUCUACCAGCUCUGGGCGAGCCACGGCCAACAGUGAACACAGUGCCAAACCGAAUAGAUCGAAGCGCCGGAGAUGCCACGUGAACAAAAAAAAGACACAUCACAAUCCACUUGCUCAGGAGGCCAAGUAUUACCAUUAUACACGCCCUAAAGAAGCGAGUACUGCUGUUGGUGGAAUUUCAUCAUCCGUUAGAUUUGCCAAGAGCGUUAUUAUCCCAGAGCCCAGCAUCGUAUCUCCUAUCCAGCAAGUAUCCAACGAUGCUCGGGGACCAGAAGAGAAAGAUACAGCACCCGAUGCAAAUUUUCUAGAUGCACAUGACGGUCCUGUUGAUGGUUCUUUACCUACCAACAAACCAGUGGUGAAUGACGCUAAUGGUAAGGCACAUCCUGAACUGAUUAAAAUUCAACAAUAUAUUCAUCAAGAUGACGAUGGGUUUGAGAGCUUAAAUGGAAAUGUUUCGAGCGAAAUCGGAGAGAUUACUGCUAAUCAGCUGGCGACUCGAUUCGACUGUGAUGAAAGAAAGGAGAAAAAUGAGGAAAAGCGAUACUGCGCUGGAAAAUGUAAGAACUGGUACCAGGGUGUAAUAAAUGAUGGGGGACAGCAUCAACACGACACGCAUCAGUGCGAAUCAUCAGUGAACAUAGCUCAAUCAAAAAAAAGGAAUUAUUUGGAUAAUGGAAGACAGCAGAUGAAAGAUCCAACAAGUGAAGUCUCAGCCACAUUUGUCAAAUAUGAUAAGCAGUGCGAAAGUGAAGAGGAAGGUGAGUGUGAAGAUGCGGCCACACAACAUCUCACGGAAGCUACAACAUCGGCCACUGAAUGGAUGGGUGUCACCACAAACAGCGACGAAGAAUGCAGCUACAGUUCCGAACUAGAGGAGUCAGAGUCAGAUGUCGGGGUGAAUGUCAACCCGGGAGAAUCUUUGGAAAAUCCAUUCUCCUGGGAGUUUGAGAUCCCAAAAUUCAAGCGGAUUCCUUCUUGGUCGGCACCAGACAGUGUAUCGUGUACUAUUUGGAAAAAUGGACAUUUGGGAAAAGUUGAACUGUCUGUUCUUGAAAUAGCGUCCUUGAUAACAUACAGAGUCGAAGCCAUACGAGAGAGUAUGGACUACUUUUACUGUGGUCUUGUAUUUUCCAUAAUACUUUCUUUCAUACCAUCGAUGUGGCGGCUGAGUGAUCAAAUAAGAAAAGACCCCGUCGGUAACAUAACAGGGACCCUAGUUCUCGGGGAUUUGUCACAGGUCAUUUUGGACACGUAUCCAGAUACCCUGUGUCGAAUUAUUGAUAUAGCAUUUGGAACUACACUCUGGGAGCGCACGGUUAUCCUCAUAUCUUUUUUCGAGAGAUUGACGCUUUCUUGCCUCCUUUUCUUCCUGGUUGCUGUGGCGGAACGUACUUACAAGCAGCGUUUACUGUGUGCUAAAUUAUUUUCCCAUCUAACGUCUUCGAGGCAAGCCAGGCAGUCGGAACUCCCCCAUUUUCGACUCAACAAAGUUAGGAAUAUUAAGUCGUGGUUGAGCGUCAGAUCCUACUUGAAGAGGAGGGGACCCCAACGUUCCGUCAACAUGAUAGUGUCUGCUGUUCUACUUCUCACAUUGCUCUUACUGUCAUUCAUAAGCUUAGAGUAUAUAAAGGAUUCAGAAAGUCUACAUUCACAAUAUACCGUCGAAGCGCUCUGCUGGAGUUGUGCUCUCGGAAUAUUUAUCCUCCGUUUCAUGAUGCUCGGUACAAAGAUAGACAGAAAGUACAGAAACAUUUCGAUUCUGCUGACAGAACAGAUCAAUCUUUACCUACAAAUUGAGCAGAAACCGCAAAACAAGGACGAACUUAUGGUCGCUAACAGCGUGCUGAAGCUGGCUGCAGAUUUACUGAAGGAAUUAGAAAGCUCUUUCAAAGUGUCCGGUCUCCACGCAAAUCCCUACAUGUAUACCAUCACCAAGGUGGUCAUACUUUCUGCGCUCUCGGGAGUUCUGUCGGAGCUUCUUGGAUUCAAACUUAAGCUACACAAGAUCAAGAUCAAAUAAUAAAAUCUCAAUGUAGCCUCAACUUUGGGAAUGCGUUGUGUCAUAAUAAUGUGCUACGUGUAGUUUCGAUUUUCGAAUUCGUGGCAAGGUCAUAAAUUCUCUACCGGUCUACUUAUAUAGAAUAGAAUGGCACUGUAUAAGAUAGAGGUAUGUAUGUGUUAGUCAAAGGCCGAACUUUAUACAGCUCAAUGAUAUAAAACGCGUUAUGCAGUGGAGUACCAGUGUCCGUAGUUGAAGAUCUCAUACGUAUGGGAUCAUUAUAGAUAUACAAGAUGAAAAUUAUAAUAAUAAUAGCAACGCAUAAUAAUAAUCAUCGUCUUGUUUAACGCAGAAGAUCGUCAUUCUCUGGGAUAGUAAUGACCUUUGGAAGCUCUUAAUAAUCAUUAUGCAACACUAUUUCUUUGUUCGAAAUUUAUAACACAUGUAGUCAGAAGAACAGCUGUGGCUUUCUUUAGUUGCAAUCUAUUUUUUCUUCUACCGAACUCUCUCACGCAGCAAUCAAUGGUUCUGUUCUGACCGUUACGUCCAGCUAAUUAUGAUUAUCUAAGUUGGUUAUUUUAUUUAUCUUUCAUCCUACCGGUUCAAAUUAUCUCAUUCUUAACGAAUAAUAAUCAGCGAUCGAGUAUAUGGUAUCUUGGUAUUCAAACAAGGUCAGAAAGUAGGGGGGAAAAAAAUUUGUGAACAAAAUUGAUGAUAGGUUGAACCAGUAGUCGCAUCAAACGCAGCAUAUGUACAUACAUACAAUUAAUUGCAUAUUACGUUUCGAUUUGUCAUAAGCAUGUUUAUUGUAACGAAAAUCUCUAAACACCGUAGUUAUACCAGGCAACUUUCUGCAUUUGUUGAUCAUUCAACUAAUCACAGUAAGGGGUUGUUAUUGUUAUCGUUGAUGUUGCCAUCAUUAUCGUUGUUGUCGUUGUUGUAUUAUACGCCUAUAAAUCUAGAUACAUAUUAUGGUCGCAUGAAUAUACUCAGAUGCAGCUUUGACUAAGUAAAUUGGUGAACGAAAACGAAAUUCGAGUCUUAUCGUGGUGGUAAUAAGUGUCUUAGAAAAAAAGAAAUGGUAAAUAGUUGUAAAAAUAAAUAAUAUCGGACAAAAUAGAUAUAUGCAAUAAACGUUCGAAAUCGAAAAUUA
Molecule: messenger RNA, 3713 nt
Organism: Neodiprion virginianus
Lineage: Eukaryota; Metazoa; Arthropoda; Insecta; Hymenoptera; Diprionidae
Gene: phtf
Product: protein phtf
Exons: 16
Coding region: 14-2581 (855 amino acids)
Cellular component (GO): endoplasmic reticulum
Source: RefSeq, a predicted model, not a curated record